Messenger RNA from Aphanomyces invadans, 668 nucleotides. RefSeq lists its product as hypothetical. The record is from RefSeq and is a predicted model, not a curated record. The coding region runs from base 211 to 627 and encodes 138 amino acids. The transcript has a single exon. Lineage: Eukaryota; Oomycota; Saprolegniomycetes; Saprolegniales; Verrucalvaceae.
CUACUGCUCCCUCUGCGCCAUAAAGCGUAAGCUGUCCGUGUCCUUGGCAGAGUAGAUGAUGGCGUUUCAACCUACGCGUUCAACACGCACACGGCCAAGAACUCGCUGUGCACGUGUGCGGCAUCCCAUCGUUCGUCUGUCGUACUAGAGUAGGCGUCACCGUCGCGUGCCUUGAACCCGGGACAUGGACGCAAGUGGAUCUUCAACCCCAUGAUGGCGUCCGCUGCCGAAGUCGAAGCAGCAUACAAGAGCGUCGAGGACGCUUCGUCCAGACCUGGCCUUGAUACAGCUCGGUGUCCCGGCAGAGUUGCCAUGGACGGUCACCCGCACCAACACUAUCUCGCUGUCGACACACGGAAAACGCCCCUGGGCAGGCCCCACGCGCCAUCUCAUCCCUGUAGACAACAUACUGCCGCUCACACCACGGCGCACGAGCAAGUGCCAGUCGCACCACGAUACCGAACGGUCGCCAUACAAGGUGGUUCACACAUCCAAAGUACGGUUGGCGCUCGCGCGGGCAGUACCUCCUCUUCGCCGCGAGCCAGCAAAGCCAAACAAGCAAGGUCUUUCGCGCGUGAUACUUCCGUGCGUGAGGAUUUCAUUCCCCUUUGUAUCUCAUGUUCUUAAGAUGAUGUCCGACGCCACGCGGCCCGUGAACAGGCCCGCCC